Nannospalax galili (Upper Galilee mountains blind mole rat) is the source of this 4867-nucleotide messenger RNA. It is a transcript of the gene Prkar2a, whose product is annotated as protein kinase cAMP-dependent type II regulatory subunit alpha. Gene Ontology annotation, molecular function: cAMP-dependent protein kinase regulator activity. The transcript is spliced from 11 exons. Lineage: Eukaryota; Metazoa; Chordata; Mammalia; Rodentia; Spalacidae. Gene Ontology annotation, biological process: regulation of protein phosphorylation. Bases 248 to 1453 code for a protein of 401 amino acids. Gene Ontology annotation, cellular component: cAMP-dependent protein kinase complex. The record is from RefSeq and is a predicted model, not a curated record.
AGCUCGGCUGCUGGUCCGUCCUCGCCGCGGUGGCGGCCACCCUGUGACAGCAGCGGCGGCGCCGGGCUGGCGCGGUAGCGGAAGGGUUGCGCGGCCGGGAACACGCAGACCCGGCUGAAGCAAGGUGCGACGUGAGGAAAGUCGAGCCGGGCUGCGCGUGAGACCUCGCGGGCGCCGAGCGGGAGGCCGGCGGGAGACAGUGGCCGCCGGCGGCCCGGAGCCAUUGGUCGUCGCGGUCGCCGCCGGCAUGAGCCACAUCCAGAUCCCGCCGGGGCUCACGGAGCUGCUGCAGGGUUACACGGUGGAGGUGCUGCGGCAGCAGCCGCCCGACCUCGUCGAGUUCGCGGUGGAUUACUUCACACGCCUGCGCGAGGCCCGCGUCCAGGACUCGGCCACGCUAAUCGCCACUCCUACGAGUUUUCACGUGCCGGAGUCCACCUCAUCCGCCGUCCUCGAGGACGGGGACAGCGAGUCCGACUCGGACGAUGGGGAUUUGGAAGUUCCAGCUCCUGGCAGAUUUACUAGACGAGUAUCAGUCUGUGCAGAGGCCUAUAACCCUGAUGAGGAAGAAGAAGAUAAUGAUCCAAAGGUGAUUCAUCCUAAAACUGAUGAACAGAGAUGCAGACUUCAGGAAGCUUGCAAAGAUAUUCUCCUUUUCAAAAACCUUGAUCAGGAGCAGCUAUCUCAAGUUCUCGAUGCCAUGUUUGAAAAGAUAGUCAAAGCUGAUGAGCAUGUCAUUGACCAAGGAGAUGAUGGAGACAACUUUUAUGUCAUAGAACGGGGAACCUAUGAUAUUUUAGUAACAAAAGAUAACCAAACGCGUUCUGUUGGUCAGUAUGACAACCGUGGCAGUUUUGGAGAACUAGCUCUGAUGUACAAUACUCCGAGAGCUGCUACCAUUGUCGCCACUUCGGAAGGCUCUCUUUGGGGAUUGGAUCGGGUGACUUUUAGAAGAAUCAUAGUGAAAAACAAUGCAAAAAAGAGGAAGAUGUUUGAAUCAUUUAUUGAGUCUGUGCCACUCCUUAAAUCACUAGAGGUGUCAGAACGAAUGAAGAUUGUGGAUGUGAUCGGAGAAAAGAUCUAUAAAGAUGGAGAGCGAAUAAUCACCCAGGGUGAAAAGGCUGAUAGCUUUUAUAUUAUAGAAUCUGGUGAAGUAAGCAUCUUGAUUAGAAGCAAGACUAAAGCAAACAAGAACGGUGGGAACCAGGAGGUUGAGAUUGCCCGCUGCCAUAAGGGGCAAUACUUUGGAGAGCUUGCACUGGUCACCAACAAACCCAGAGCUGCUUCGGCUUAUGCAGUUGGAGAUGUUAAAUGUUUAGUUAUGGAUGUUCAAGCAUUUGAGAGGCUCCUGGGACCCUGCAUGGACAUCAUGAAGAGGAACAUCUCACACUAUGAAGAACAACUGGUCAAGAUGUUUGGCUCCAGCAUGGAUCUGAUCGACCCUGGGCAGUAGAUGUGAUGUAUCUCAGCGCUUUCUCAGUGUGACACCAAAACCUUCCAGUCAGCCACAGAACACAGACACGACAGAACUGUUCCUGCUGUUGCUACCGCCGCUGCCAUUGCUGUGGUUAUGGGCAUUUAGAAAACUUGAAAGUCAGCACUAGAGGAUGGACAGAGGCUCUACCUACACCUCCAUUUUGCUUCUGAACGCCCAUCAUUAGACCACUUGUAAUGAUUACUCCAACCCAGUUUUCACAUCUUUGGUUCAGAAUGGCAUGUCUCUCCAGCAAUUUAAGUGCCUGAUACAAAUUCCAAAGUGUAAACAUCCUCCUUUCCUCUCUUGCUGCUACUAUUGCUUUUGGAAGUUACCAUAAGGUCCGCAGAAACUUGUUGAAUAAUUGUAGACACCCUUCCCAAGUCUUUCUCAAGGAGGAAAUAUUAUCUUUUAGUCUCCUCAUUUGUCUUUUGAGAAUGUCCACAGUAUGUUCACAAUUGCUGCCUUUGAUUUCAUAGUGGAAAAUGGUAGCAGUUGUAAUGGAGAUCUGUGAUCCAGUGAUACUGUUCUGUCUGCUGACAGCUACCCACAUUAUAUAGCUGUCUCCAAGCCCAUAGUGAUGCUUAGGGAAAAGUCCUACCAAAGGCCCAGCAGACUAAUAAAUUACACAGACUCACAUUAGAGCAGAAAACUUGGAUUCAGCACUUUUUGCCAGUAGUAGAGAACCAGGAAAGGUUUUCUGGCUUAGGGUUUUUUUAGUAUGUUUUGUUUAACCUCUUUGCAGUUUGCAUGAAUAAAUUGCUAUCCAUUUAUAAGGAGCAAGGGGUGACCAGUUAGCUCAGCUGGGUAGAGCAUGGUGCUGAGAGAAGGAGCCAGGUUCUGGAGGUGCCAUUGUUUUAUCUGACCUAAAUACUUCCCUGAGCAGCUUGCCAUGUCAUGUUUCCAGUUGCUGCCACUGUCUCCAUAGCAAUAGGCUGACAAGCGGUUGUGCUGCACAGAGAACCCUUUCCUUCCAUGUCCAGAGUUGUUGCAUAGCUUAACUAUUUUCAUCAAUUUUUUUUAACUUUUAGAAGCUAUUUUUUUUAAGGAAAUUAUUUCUCUAUUUAGGGAAUUCACCUUGAAUAUAUUCAUUCAUGUACAUGGAGUUUGUCAGCUGACUCAGGCAUUUGUCCUAAACAUCUGUUAGUUUCCAGAAAUUGGUAUCAUUGGAUUGGGGGUAUGUGGCUUGAUGGUAAAUGCUUAUCAUGUAGCAUGUGCAAGACCCUGGGGUUGAUCUCCAGCACUGCAACAACAGAAAUGAGGGGAGGUUAUUAUUUAUAAUCAUAGAAGAACUAUGAAGGCCUUUAUAACACAGCCUCUAGUUUUGCCAUGGACACCAUAGCCAAGAGAUUUCCAGAGUAGAUAAGCCACUACAACUUUGAUGAUUGCUCAUUUUUCUUGUGUUCCAUGAAGUAAAAGCAGGACUCUUCUGACUGCCCUAGGUAGCUUUCAUUACAGUUCUCAGAAUUUUAAGAUUGUAGCUGAUACUUCAAAGCAGGCAGCUAGCACUGGGAAAGCCCAUGUGGGGAGCUUGUGUUUUCCCAAGGCUCUUUUCUAUAGUAUUGCUUUAUUAUCAAAUAAAUCAUCUUGCACUUUGAAAGAACCAUACCUAUUUCUUGCAAAGAUAAGAGGUACAUUAGGCUCCAGGAGUAACCAAAAAAUCCAGCCCCAGACCUUGUAAGGAUUCUAAACACUGAGUAGAUAGAUGGCCUCACCCUGACCUCCAUGCCAGCAUUGGUUAAGGCUGGCUGUGAGUCUUACACCAGAGUUAAACAGGCUGCUAGGGAUGGGCCUUCUCAUCCUGCUUUCUUACACCUCCCAGUCUCGUUGUCUUCACAGAGUCCUCCUUGGCAUCCCUGCCUCACUGAUGAUGUUGCUGUUAUACAGAGUAGAAUUCAUCAGGUUCAACUUCUGCUCUAACAACUGAUUGACAUGUAUCAUCAGUUCAGACCUUCAUAGCAUAUAGGACCCCUGUAGUGAGGGGCACCAGUGGGAAACAUCUAGUUUAAAGAAGGGAGACAUUAAAGGGACCAGUGUGAGUGACAAAGGACAUAGCCAUUACCACAGUGCCAGGACCUGACAGUGUUCCAUUUCUUUUUGCAGCUUAGUGACUGGAAGCUGACAGACUGGGAUUUACUCGGGGUUGGGGUGUCCCAUUAUGCCAGGCAACCCCUUCAUCUGAUAGUUGAGCCUCACUGGGAGGAGUAUGUCAGAGAUUCCUUUGUUAACUCUUUUUAUUACCUUCUGAGAGAACUUCACUACUUUUUAUUGGCUUUGCUGUUGACUUUGGAUGUUGGGAGAAUAAUCCUUAGAGCCUUGAGGUCCAGUCUGCAGUGUUAUCCUUCCUUUCUGCCUCCAACUUAGCCCACUCACUCUCUCUCUUGGUUGAAGUCACUGAAGUAGGGAUUCUUGUGCUCUGAUCCUCUUAGUGCCUAGUCUUCAUGUAGAAUUAUGUCAUUGAUGUAGAAUCUCAGAAAUCAGAGUAGAGCUUUUCUUUGAGUGGUUUUACGAGCAAACUCAGCAGCAAAGUGACAAGAAAAUAGUCCUCCAGCCAGAGAGAUUAUGUUCAACCCCUAAUUCUCUGCUUGUGAUGGUGGAGGAGUCGGUGAAGUGCUGGCACCCAGCAGCAUUUGGUGGCAUGUCGCAGUCUUCAUUUAGAAAAAGUGAAAGCAUUUUGUACAGAGGAAGAAGAGAAAAGGACCCAUGAAUGUCAUCUUUUCUUUCUUUUUCAGUGGGUUGAUGUACGUUUUGUUACUGACAUGCGCUUGUAAACCAAUCUUGCCAAGAUAUGGGUUGUUUUGAUUUUCACUACAAUUACCUCUUGUUCCUCCUGUCUUGACUGCUGAUGUUCCUCAGUGAUUCUAAUGUCUAUUUUAUGGGAAGCAGCCUUUCCAUGGGUUUCCUAUUACACACUGCAGGGCUAUCUUUAUACUUAUUAAAAAAAGAUUUAAAAUAUCACUAACCUCAUGGGGGAUUUGCAGAAAACCAUUUAGCCCACCUUGAGUAAAGGGUAGAUUCCUCAUUUUUUUUAAACUCAGUGUAAUAAAAGAAACCUAAUUAAGCAUUAUUGUGCUACCUCAAAGGUAAAAAUAUUUUAAAGUCAUCUUUUCGUCCUGAGUUCUACACAUGGUGUUUGAGAUGUCUUUCAGUUGGAAUUAUGUUUUAAAUCAUUGGGGUAAAUCUUAUUUUAACCUGUUUUACACUUGUAUUUUAAUCUCAAAAGAAUAUGUGAUUAGAAAGCAAACAAUUCUUACUCUAUGGUAUUGAAUAUAUGUCAUUAAGAAUUAAAUGAUUGCUGUAAACAAGGUCGGUUUUUUAAAAAGGAAUCUCUAGGGCUCAGCUUCACUCUUGGUUAAUAAAGGCUGACAAAUCAUGUGUGACUUUCUGCUGCAA